Molecule: messenger RNA, 799 nt
Organism: Vigna umbellata (rice bean)
Lineage: Eukaryota; Viridiplantae; Streptophyta; Magnoliopsida; Fabales; Fabaceae
Product: Thioredoxin superfamily protein
Source: RefSeq, a predicted model, not a curated record
GAUCAAAUGAUCAGGGAGCAUUUCUCUUAUCCAAACAAAUAUCCGAAGGAACUUUCUUCCUUUUCCUUUCCGCUAUUAAUAAUCUCUUUAUUUAUGUAAUGAACCACUCCACUAUCAUAACCACCCACUAUAAAUAACACACCGUGUAAUCACAAACACCACCGAGAGGAAUUACAUAGUCCAAGUAGAAAAAUGGAUAGAGUAAGAGACUUGGCGUCAAAGAAGGCAGCAGUUAUAUUCACCAAGAGUUCGUGUUACAUGUGCCACAGCAUCACGCAACUCUUCUAUGAGCUCGGAGCAAGCCCUGCGCUGCAUGAGCUCGACAAGGAUGCUUAUGGGAGGGAAAUGGAGUGGGCUUUGAGGAGCAUGGGGUGUAACCCUUCGGUGCCUGCAGUCUUCAUUGGUGGCAAAUUUGUAGGCUCAUCCAAGGAUGUCAUAUCCCUCCAUGUUGAUGGUUCCCUCAAACAAAUGCUUAUGGCUGCCAAGGCCAUAUGGUUUUAGUCUCAACUCUCCAAUAAAACUCACAAGCUCCGUAAGACAUAUCAAGGAGCUCUUAUACAAUGUUUUAUGUCAGGGACACCCCUUCUUUUUCCUGAGUGUCCUCUUUUAGCUAGUAUCAAAGAGGAAGUCUGUAAAAAAACAUUUAGUCUUGCUUUUUACUGUUCUAUAAAAGGUUGGCUAGCUUACCACAUAGCUAUUGCCUACCAUCUUAUCAUACUUCAUCCUAACUGCUCCUUACAAUUUCUAAGCUUUAUCUUUAUUACCACAAGUCGUAGAAGAAAGACAUGUUUCAAUUACA